AACAACAUCAGCCAAUACUCUCUGUGGUGUGUGGCCUAAUAAUAUAUAUUGAAAAUAACACAUUGUCACGACACAAUUUACAAAACAAUAAUACAGCCUUGUUGCUGCAACCUUCCUUGCAAGACACAACAGUUUUUGUGGUAAUUGAUAUUACGAGACUACGUUAAAUCAUUGUCAACCUUCAUAUCUGUUGUUGUAUCCACACUCGAGACCUCCCUAUCAGCAUUCGUUAUAAUAUUGUUCUGUCUGACUAUUUAUUCAACUGUUUUUGAAACAAGCCUUUAUCACUACUUUGGAUUAACUUGUAAAUUCUACCUUCCCUGUACUACUCUACCUUUCAAUCACAUAACAGUUAAUAUUGUUGCAAUUCUUCACAUCAAUAUUCAUCAAUUCCUCACUGUCAAAUUGACUCGAUACAUUACUUCAUAUUCCACCACUACCACUACUCGCACACUACUAUUGAACUUUAGUGCAACAACAUUUCACACCCUCCUUGCGUUCGUCGUUUAAUCAAACUACUUUUUGUACAAAUUUGUCAUAUCACUAUUGCUAUUGUUGACCUAAUUUAGAAAAUAUUCAACCAUCCCUCUCUCCUCUAUUACAAUAUCUUACCUGUAUCAUAUAUUUAACCAUGACUCAUCAUUCACCUUCUACUUGUUCACCACAACCAGGCGAUAAAGUCUGUUGGAAUUGCAAAACAACUCAAUCUCCAUUAUGGAGAAAGUUUUCCCCAACUGUUGAAACACCAGAAGCUUGUACUCCAUCCACCCCUUCAACAACAUAUUUGUGUAAUAAGUGUGGUCUCUUCUUUAAGAGAAAUAAGAAGCAAAGACCUCUUGAAUUAGAUGGCAUUUCAAGUGGUGAUUCAUCACCAUCAAUUAUUUCUUCUCCAAAAAAGAAGAAGUCUCAAACCACAACUACUACUACCACCACUGUUGCAACACAACCAAAGAGAAAACAAUCAACUUGUGAACUUCCAACCUCUCUUCCUUCACCUCUUCCUUCACCAAAAGUUGAAGAAAAGAAGAAGAGAAAGAGAACUACAACUAAUGCAUCUGUUUCAAGUUUACCUGCAACCCUUUCUGCAUUAGUUGAUAAACCUUCCUCUCACAACAACAACAACAACCAACCAUUAACUCAUCUGUACCACCACAACCACAACAUACUUUAUCCAACCAAUAUUUACCACAACCUGCAAAGAGACGUCUUUUGAGUCCACCAGAGAAUAUUUCCACUCAACCAACUUUAGAAAACUUGUAUUCUACCUCUACUCCAAUCAAUACUUGUAACAUAAUUACAAAUACACCAGUUGGCAUCUGCAGUGAAGAUUUAGAUGCUCUCAUUAGUGAACCAUCAAAGAAGACUAAACAAGCAAAUAAUAGCACAUACCGCGGUUUUGGUAGUCCAAUUAUUAGUUCCUACUCAACCAAUUCUGCUUUUAACACAACCUCAGCUCCUGCUACUUUUAACACUCCUUUAACUUACUCUGAUGCUAAUGCCUUAGCACAAUUUUUCAACUUGUACUUCCAACAACCUCACCAAACAGUCAAUUACUCAACCCCUUCAACACACUUGUAUAACACAUUCGCUUUUGGAGCUGAUAUUGCAACUGAAUCCACAAAUAAUACAUACCCUCACCAUAUUGUGGAUUGGUACUCUAAUGAAAACGAAGCUUGUACAAUGAAUCCUUUUGGCGAUUCUGAUUUUUUGAACAAUGACCAAUUUUUGAGUGAACAAGAUUUGUUCGGUGAAGAACCAAACAAAAUGUAAAUAGCUGUAUUAUAAUAAAGUACACUACAAUCACUUUACUUGCU
Messenger RNA from Naegleria gruberi, 1814 nucleotides. RefSeq lists its product as uncharacterized. Gene Ontology annotation, biological process: regulation of DNA-templated transcription. Lineage: Eukaryota; Heterolobosea; Eutetramitea; Acrasida; Naegleriidae. The record is from RefSeq and is a predicted model, not a curated record. Bases 632 to 1213 code for a protein of 193 amino acids. Gene Ontology annotation, molecular function: zinc ion binding; sequence-specific DNA binding. The transcript has a single exon.